Ruditapes philippinarum (Manila clam) is the source of this 7526-nucleotide messenger RNA. RefSeq lists its product as uncharacterized. The transcript is spliced from 7 exons. Bases 544 to 4026 code for a protein of 1160 amino acids. The record is from RefSeq and is a predicted model, not a curated record. Lineage: Eukaryota; Metazoa; Mollusca; Bivalvia; Venerida; Veneridae.
GAUAAAUUGUUUCAAAAAUUCGAUGGAGUACUUAAACAAUUGAAAAAAUUUUGCAAUGUCCAGCAGUAAGAUAUUUUGUAAGCUAUUACCUGCAAUUUGGUUAUCCCGCCAUUAAUAUUUUGUCCAGAAAUAUACGAUGUCUCGGUCAGAAGUAUGAUAUUUUGACGUUGCGCCGAAAAGUUGUGGUAAACGCCCUAUCCCCGUGAAUUAGAUGAUAAAAAAAUGAAAAAAAUGAUAUAUACCUGCUAUUAUUUUCUCAUAAUAAAGAAAAGGCACAAUAUUGCCUCAAAUAAUCAUUCGCAAAGAGUCUCUUAACCCUUUUUUCUAAAGAAAGUGUAGGGAAAUAUUUAGUGUUGUGAAAUCUUUCGAUAAUUUAGUAGUGUUCGUUUACAAUACGCAUGCGCUGUAAAAUUGGAGUAAAUCAAUAUGGCGGAAAAUAGCCCCGGAUAAUAUUUUCUCAAAAUUUGAAGAAAUUGCGGCUCAUAGGACUAAGUUCGACUCGUGGAGGAUAAAACCAUUUAAAAAUAUUGAUAGAGUAUCAGGAUGGCACAUCAACUUCAUUUAGAGAAGGAAAAAUACAGACAGUGGGUAAAGGCUGGUUUAGGACUUGGAUAUUUAAAGGAUGGACUGGUACCAUUCUGUAAUGACAUAGCUAACCAACAACAUAAGGAUAUCUUACAAACCAUUCGUUCUACAAAAUCACUACCAUCAACUGUGACGUGUGGCAACUGUCGAGUUGAAACUCUCAAGCCAGACCAUAAGCCAGUACCUGGGAAUGCUGGAAACAAAGUUUGUCCUCUUGGGCAAGUAAAAUGCAGCUGUUGCUGUAAGGGCAAAAUUGCUUGUCCGAACAACAUAUGUGGCGCCAUCUAUGAUUUUAUUGUGCAGCAUCAUGCAUCCUCACCACCUGCACCUAACUGGAAAAACAGCGAUGCUCAACAGUGGGUGACAGACCCUUGGAGCAUUUGUAAGUGUUUUAUAAAUGCUCCAGGCUACGAGCAGAAACAAUCUGUUGGGGAAACUGAUUGUACUGGGUUAUUACAUCUAGUGAUAAAUAACCAGUAUUUUCAUAGCCACAUUGGAUGCAAUGUCACAGGAACAAACAACCUUUUUUCAAAGGUUCGUCACUAUAGAAAUGCUAUCUUUCACUCAAGCAGCAUGGAAUUAGAAGAAAGUGAGGCAAAUACUUACUUAGACGAUAUGAUAGCAGUUUUACAAGAUGGUAAAGAGCUAUUACACCGAUCAGAUGCCCAGAUAGCAGUGAAGAAACUUCAAGAUCUGAAGAAGAAAGACUUCAUUAUCACAACAGAAGGGUUUGAAGAAAUGUUGAGACAAAUCAAAGAAGAAAUGACGAAAAUUCGAAAAUCAUCAGAGGAAAACGAGGGACUUAAAAAUGAAUUAACAGAACUUAAAGAACAGAUGACCAAAGAAAAGGAGGAGGCUGAGAAAAUACAUACAGAAUUAGAAAGAAAAUUUACUGCUCUUGAGACAGAACUUAAAGAGGAGAUAAAAAGACUCAAGGUAGAAGUUUCUCCUCAACAAAAACAGUUAGAAAACGAAAAGGCGAAAUCAGAAUGGCAGAAAGAGCUGAUAGCAUCAUACUGUAAGACUUUGCUAAAAGUACCAGCAAUGCCUUUACUAUCACGAGGUCAGAAAUGUAACUUCCUUGAGAUUUAUGUUAGGCCCACUAUAACAAGAGAAAUAAAAGGAGAGAAAGGGGAGACAAAGGAGAUUGAGGUCAAGUCAAUGUCAGAUAUCUUCAUAAAGAAUGACGUGCCUUUGAAACAUAUAUAUGUUCUUGGAGAUGUAGGGUCUGGUAAGAGUAGUUUCUGUAAAUAUUUGGUCAAUUGUUGGUGUACUGCACACAGUGAUGCACAAAAUGUAAAUGAUAAGUUUGAAGGAGUCAAGGAAAUGAAGAAAUUUGAUAUCAUGUUUUAUAUCUCCCUAAGACAUAAUCAAGACAUAGACAGUGUCCAGGAUAUGAUUAAAAAUCAGUAUGAUAUUGACAUUUCAAGCCCAGUUCUCAAAAAGGACUCUGCAAAGAUUAUAAUAUUGCUUGAUGGCUUAGAUGAAUGGUCUUCUGAAAGAAAGUCCUACAAUCAGUUCCAGACAAUGGGUCUCCCAAAACAGGAUGUUAAUAAAGACUACACAAUCGUAACUACAUCACGGCCAUGGAAAGUUCACACCUUAGGAAUAAGUGAGACAGAAAUUGAACAAAUACUGAAUCUGAAAGGGUUUGAUUUGAUAUGUGAGAGUGAAAUGGUAGAUAAAACAGUCUCACAAUUAAAUUUCAGCAGACAUGCUAGUAAAGAUGCCAGGGUUUGUAAACAAAAGCUAACAGAAAAGUCCCUGGAAAGUUUAAAACAGCUACCAAUUAUGCUGCAGCAACUGAUUUGUCUAUGGUUUGAUGAUAAACUCGAUGAAACUUCAAAAUGUGCCAUUUACACUGGCAUGUUAGAACUUUUCUUUACCUGGAAUGACAUGAAAACUGCAGGAACAAGUACCCGACUCAUGGAGGGUGCUCAGAAAGUAGAUCUUCCUGAAACCUUAGCUGAUAAAAACAUAUUGAAAUUAAACAGCCAUCUCAUUUAUUAUGUGUCACAGUUGGCUUAUGAGACACUAUUUAAUUGUCCCAAGGAUAAAUCCUUGACAUUUGACAUUUGUAUGUUUGAUGAACUAGAAAUAUCAGAUAAAGUAAGAGAAUGUUGCUUGAAACUUGGAAUAAUUACAGAAGAUGAAUGUCCAAGUUUAUCUGUAUCAGAACCACCAAGCUCAUUGUUUUCUUUUAUUCACAAAUCAAUGCAAGAAUUUCUGGCUGCAGUGAAUAUUGGCAUCAAUUUCAAUGCAAAAAUUGGUUUGUCAGAUAGUACAGGAAAUGUUGAAUUAGCCAAGAAGUUUAUUAAUGAGGUUUUUCAGAAAUGUUUAACAGUAAAUGACAUAUUAGAGCAGUCAAAUGUAAUUAUUAUGCUAUCUGGUCUUGAACCUAGAUUAGCAACACAUGUUUCAAAAUACAUAUAUGAUACUGUGUCAGAAGACUCUCGUGUUCAGGAAUACAGGACAAUAAGUAACAUUUUUUAUAGCGAUCAUGGUUUUAUUGCUGAUAUUCAAAAGCUUAUGUUUGAGUCAAUGGAAGAAUUCAAAGCAGCAUGUAGUAUAGGUAGUAAUACUGUGUUUUAUGUAGGAGAUUUGGUCAUUGAUAGACUGGGUCAGUAUUGCGAUAUUGUUUGUUCAGGUAUUGAUCAGCAUCAGAUUGUUCCUGACUCUGUUCUGUCUAUUUAUGUAGAUAAAAUCAACACAGAAAAUGUUAAAUUUACAAAAUAUUUACAAAUGUUUCAUCAUCUUGAAAAAAUUGCAAUAUCAUAUGAUUUUGGAUCACAGAGUAAUGAACAGAGUAUAAAUGAGAUAAACAAUUGUAUUUGUGAGACAAUUGAAGUAAAUACUUUAACAUUAAAAUCUCUGUCUCUUAAUGGUGUCUCCUACACUGACAAGUAUUACCCAGUGUGUAAAACAGUUGUUAGUAACCUACCUAGUAUGAUCAAUCUUGUAGCAAUAAGUAUGAGUCGUAUAACAAUGAGUCAUGAUGAUACUACUACAUUUUGUAAUUUUCUUGAGGGAACCAGUCAUCUUGAACAAAUACAUCUUACUGAAGUUAAAUGUGAGUGUGAGAACCAGCAUGAUGUAAAUUUAUCAAAACAUCAACAACUUCAGUACCUUUGUUUGAGAUAUACUGUUAGUGUGAUAGAUGUUGAUACUACAAAUCUUGAAAUAUUUAUAUUUGGUAAAUUGAAAAAUAGAAAUUAUGAGAAAAUAUUUGAUAUUAUUAGAAAAUCUUACAAAUUAAAAGAACUUGAAUUGUAUGCAGAUGAUAACAAUAAAUCUCAAUUAUAUUAUACCAACAUAACAAAGAGACUAGUCACAGUAUUACCAUUGUUACACAAUCUCAGUAAGACUGAGUUAUGGUAUUUUAGGUUAACUGACAAUAUACUACAGUCACCUUUAGAGAUGAAGAGUUUAAAAAAACAUUGAGCUUAAGUAUGUCAUAAUGAGUUUGACAACAUGGCAGAAGUUUGUUGAUAGUCUUCCUCAUAUUCCUCAUACUGUAGAUGUGAGUGUAAGGGGCUGUUAUAUAACAGGAGAUGGUGAGGAGUUUAAUGUUGAUAGGUUAAUAUUGAUAUCAGUACUAAGAGGAGGGAAGGUAAAUGAUGCUAUACAGUAUGUAAAAGACCAGGAUCAGUUAUUUCAUGUUAAACGUGAUACUGAUCAUUUGUUAAUAUUUUCAACAAAAAAGUGAUAUAGGAUGCAUGAAGUGAACAUAGAGAGAUGAUAAUUUGGUUUUUCAUUUUCGAAAAAAAAAAUUAUCCGAAAUUAUCCGAAUUGUUAACAUAGUGAGGGAGAAUACAUGCAGUAAACGUAGUGCUUAAUCUUAAUUAUUUCAUGAUAAAAGACAUAUAAAAAUAGACUUUUCAUUAUUAGCAAAAAAGAAAAAUAAUAAUGCUAAAGUUACAUAUUGAUAAGUUAAAUAAUGAAUGUAGUGCAAUAUGAUAGAUAACAAUCAUCAAAAACAGUUCAUUAAAUAUUAAUUUCUGAUCAUUGUAAUAAAUUUAAAAUUAAUGAAAGUAAUAUUCAAAUGUGAUUUUAAAUAAAUAAAGAAAUGCAGAGAAAUAUAAAGAAAUUAUAGAUAACUGUUUUUUUUAAAAGAUCAGGGAUAGUUUGUGAAAAAAGAAUAUGAUUUGUAAAAAGUAAUGUUCUAAUUAUAAAUGCAUAAAUAGAUUUGAAAAUAAAACAAGUAAAUAAAUUAAUGAAUAAGUAAAUUUAAUGGAAAUAUCAUAAAACAGAUGUUUAAUGUAAUUGACAUGGUCAUAAAAGUUAGAAGAAGUAAAAGAUAGCAUGCAAAUACCAGUCAUAUAAAUAUGUAUGACACUGGAAUGGUAUAUAUAAAUACCAGUUAUAUGAUAUAAAGGACAGGGGAAUCAGGUAUAUAUAAAUACCAGUUAUAUCAUAAUGUACAAGGGCAGAAGAAGUAAAAGAUUAAUGUAACUGAAUGAAUAAAUAUCUGUUAUAUGAUAUAUUGGACAAUGUAAUGAUAUAUAUUAAUACCAGUUAUAUGGUGUAUAGGGUAAUUGAAUGUUAUAUAUAAAUACCGGUUAUUUGAUAUAUAGGAAAAGUGGAUGAUAUAUAUUGAUACCAGUUAUAUGAUGUAUAGGAUAAUGGAAUGAUAUAAACAAAUACUAGUUGCACGAUUUAUAGGACAAGUAAAUGAUAUACAUGUAUAUUGAUACCAGUUAUAUGGUGUAUAGGAUAAUGGAAUGUUAUAAAUAGAUACCAGUUAUACAAUAUAUAGGACAGGGGAAUAUAUAAAUACCAGUUAUAUGAUAUAUAGGGAAAGUGAAUGAUAUUUAUAAAUACCAAAUAUGAUAUAUACAUGUAGGACAAAUGAUUGAUAUAAUUUAAAUACCAGUUAUAUGAUAUAUAGGACAAGGGAAUGGUUUAUAUAAAUACCUGUUAUAUGAUAUAUAGGACAAGGGAACAGUAUAUAUUAUUACCAAUGAUAUAAUAUAUAGGGUUAUAUGAUAUAGAGGAAUAGUCAAUUGUAUAAUAAUGAAUACCUGUUACAUGAUAAAUAGGACAAGUAAAUGGUAUACAUAAAUUGUUUCAUUGAGAUGCGGACCAUUUACAUGUUGUAUUUUAGAGAUUUCUUCUUUGAUUGUAUUAUAUUGUAAAGGUUGAAAAAAGUGUGAAAAAUUAAAAUUCUGCAAAACGAUAAAAGUCAAUACUGUUAGUCAGUAUUACUCAAAGUGUAAAGUUAAAGGGUCUCCACUGAUGAUUUUCGACGUAUUCAGAAUUAUAUUUUAAAUUACUUGAUUUUAUGAGAGUAAUAUAUGAGAGUAAUAGGAAGUCACUGUUUGAGGAUCAUGGACUAUAAAAUGAAUAUUGACAGAAUUAUUUCCCUUUUUGAAAAUACUGCAUUAUCCAUCACUGUUGAUAGUCAAGCACACAGUCCUGUUGACAGUGUUUAAAAAGAUUUUAUAUAGCGAAAGUCAGUGUGAAAACUACACUUCAUUAAUAUGGAUUUUUAUACCCCCAAAAACGAAGUUCAAUUAGAACUUUUUAACUAAACAAUGUGUCAUAUUUUAGUACCAAGACAUAAUAACAUUAUAGGUAUACAUAAGUUAUAUUUCUGCUGAUGUUAACAUAAUUAUGAUAUGUAAUUUUAAAUGUAUUGUUAAACAUAUGUUACAUGAAAUUAAUCAAAAGUUAUGUUGUAAUCCUCUGUCCUGGGUAACCAACGGAUACUUGUCAUGUUUACACUUCAUUCAUGAUGAAUGUAGUUUACCGGAAUCAGUACCUCUGGGUUCAGUACGUCUGGGUUCAGUACCUCUGGGUUCAGUACCUCCGGGUUCAGCUAAAAUAAAGAUUUAAUGCUUUCAGACAGUUAUGAUAUAACUACAUGUUAUGAAUGGUAUGUUAGUUUUUUAUACUUGCUGAUAUUAGUAUAUACCAAGGUGAAGAUAUGUUAUAAACAUAUGUUACGUAUGUCUGAUUGCUCCAUGAAAUUCUGAAUGAAUGUGUUUGUUACAUGAAAUUCUGAUUGAAUGUGUUUGUUACAUGAAAUUCUGAAUGAAUGUGUUUGUUACAUGAAAUUCUGAUUGAAUGUGUUUGUUACAUGAAAUUCUGAUUGAAUGUGUUUGUUACAUGAAAUUCUGAUUGAAUGUGUUUGUUACAUGAAAUUCUGAUUGAAUGUGUUUGUUACAUGAAAUUCUGAUUGAAUGUGUUUCUUACAUGAAAUUCUGAUUGAAUGUAUAUAGUACAUAAUAUUACAUGUUAAAGGGACUCCACGGAGGAUUCUUGACAUGCCGGGACUGGAAAUAAUUUUUUUGAAAUUAUUACUCCAUUUGAUGUAGAUCUCCAUUUGAUGUAGAUCUAUAUAAAUGACCUAUAAGCAAAAUUUAAGAUCAUUAUCUCGCUCCCUUUUUCCAGAAUUAUUAUUAUUAUAGUGAAAAAUGAUCCAAAAUUCAAAAGUGUUGAAACGCUUUUCAAUCAAAUCGGACUGAGAAUAGCCCAAACAUACACUUUUCAGUGUAUUUCUUGUAUAUUUCUUUGUUAUAUUUAAUUUAUAUUUCUGUUUAAAGUGCUCAUGUUUAUUUUUGUGAAAAUUAGAAUGUUAUGUUUUAGGCUUAUAAACCUUAGUGGAGUUUCUUUAAUAUUGUUAAUUGUAUAAUUACAAGGUAUUGCAAUCCUUUUAUGAAAAUAAGAUUAUAUUAUUUUAUAACAAGUUAUGUUAUGUGACAUGACACUUAUACAUACAUUUUAAAUUGUUGUAACUAUUUGUUUUAAAGGCCCAUUAAGCCUUAAAAAAUUCAACCAUUUUGUUGACAUUUUGCUACACAAAUCAUAUUUUCUUUUCAAACUCAUUUUUUUGCCAUGUGAUAAGAAUUUAAAAUAUAUUUGUUUGAUAGGUUAGCAUAUAUGUAUGACUUGUUUAAUGUAUAUGUAUGAUGUAUAAUAAAGAAAUGUACAUAAUUGAU